Molecule: messenger RNA, 1137 nt
Organism: Tripterygium wilfordii
Lineage: Eukaryota; Viridiplantae; Streptophyta; Magnoliopsida; Celastrales; Celastraceae
Product: E3 ubiquitin-protein ligase RMA3-like
Exons: 2
Coding region: 198-929 (243 amino acids)
Biological process (GO): ubiquitin-dependent protein catabolic process
Cellular component (GO): endoplasmic reticulum
Molecular function (GO): metal ion binding; ubiquitin protein ligase activity; ubiquitin-like protein conjugating enzyme binding
Source: RefSeq, a predicted model, not a curated record
CAUUCCCUCUCAACCAUUUCUCUCAAUAUUACUUUUCCCAUCGAUCUCGUUCCCUCUGUCUGUAUCGCUUCGGUCACCAGAUUCCCUCUGUCUGUAUCGCCUUUGGUCAUCAGAUUCUGUGAUCGAUUCAAGGCUUUAAGGAGAAGCAACUCGUCCGUUUGUCUCGAUCUGUUUUGGAUUCUUAACUAUUAGGACACAUGGCUGUGGAACAAGGUUUCUUUCAACCAGAAGCUCAAUUUGAAUCCGAUGGAGAUGUUUCACCCAAGCAGAAGUGGGAUGCCAUGAACAGCUUGAAGGAAGUCUCACAUAACAUAGGUGGCUGCUUUGAUUGCAACAUCUGCCUAGAAACAGCACGCAACCCUAUUGUCACACUCUGUGGCCAUUUAUACUGCUGGCCUUGCAUUAAUCAAUGGCUCCAUGUCCAAAGUCCCUCUCCUGAGGCUGACCAUCACCGGGAACAGAAUUGCCCCAUCUGCAAGUCUAAUAUCUCUCUCAAUACGUUGGUGCCUCUCUAUGGCCAUGAUGCAUCCCCUUCCGAGUCUGAAACCAAGAAGCCUGAAUUGGGUCUCGAUGUACCCCGCCCGCCUCCUCCUGCCUUGAUUACUUCAGCUUCACCUGCUGCUUCCCUCGGCAGAAGUCAACAAUUUAGCCCACAAUUUUUCCAGACACAAUCAUUUUACAACCAUCAAUACUUUCCUAACCCUUAUGGAGGUAUAACGACGACAAGUCUACUGAAUCCGACCAUUGUGAUGUUGGGAGAGCUGGUGUUUGAAAGGGUCUUUGGGAUGUCAAAUAUGAGGUUGUUUCCGUAUCCGAAUUCUUACACAAGCCCUAGAAUGAGAAGGCAGGAAAUGCAGCUUGACAAGUCUCUCAGCAGAGUAUCAAUCUUCUUCUUUUGUUGCCUUAUCAUAUGCCUUCUUUUGUUUUGAGCACAUGAUAUCUUAUAGGUAUAGAAAUUUAUAGUUGUAAAGAAAAAGAAUCCACAAGUCAAGUCAUGAACAAAGAUAGAAGACAUACAUUUUGUUAGAAAUUUUUGUGAAUGAUCAUUGUUGGGGAUCUCUCUCUGGUAUUUCAUGAUGUAAAUGAAUAUUUUUUGGCAAGGAUUCUUAUUAGUAUAUUUCACCUGACUGAGCAUUA